Molecule: messenger RNA, 255 nt
Organism: Danaus chrysippus (African queen)
Lineage: Eukaryota; Metazoa; Arthropoda; Insecta; Lepidoptera; Nymphalidae
Source: the annotation of a GenBank genome assembly
AUGAAUAGACGAAAUCUUCCCCUAGACGUGGUGAAGGAAAACCUAAAUAAGGGUGAAAUUUCUGCCAUGCAAAACAGUUUCCUCACUGUAUUGAAAUGGAAGGAUAAACGUGACGUAACGGUGAUGUCAACAUGUCACGAUCAUCAAAUGCAGAUGUCAACUGGAUUCCGACCAAUUUUGAAGCCAAAAAUUGUAUUAGAUUACAAUCGUGGUAAAAAAGGAAUAGAUGUGGCUGGUCUAGCUUGCCAGCCAUAA